CAUCAACGGGUAAAUUUGAACACAUUUUUGGAUGUGAUGCUGGCCGAUCCGUGCCCACCAUGUCUAAUGUGGCUGCCAUUGUUGCAUCGAAUGGCCAGUGUUGAACACGUCUGUCAUCCUGUUGUUUGUGACGCUUGUCAGGUCCGGUCAUUCACUGGUUUCCGUUACAAAUGCCAACGUUGUACAAAUUACCAGCUAUGUGAGCAGUGCUUUUGGCGUGGUCGAACGAGCUCAACACAUUCCAAUGAGCAUGAAAUGAAGGAAUAUUCCAGUUAUAAAUCACCAACAAAGCAGUUGGCGCAUUCCAUUCACAAGUCAUUGCGCUGUGUGCCGAUGCCCAAUCGCAGCACGCAUCCAAUAUUUCCUGAACGACCGGAGCGCCCUCUCGAUCUGGCCAACAUCGUGCCGAUGACGCCGACAACAAGCAGACGACGACCCAGCGAAGUGAUGAAUGAUUGGACAAGCCAGAUGCUGCCCGGGCAGUAUCCAUACCCAUCUGUACUGCCGAAAGACCGAUCAGCAAACGUGGAGGAAAACGUGAACGAGAGGACACUAAUAGCACGGCUUGAGGAGGAAAAUGGCGAAAUGAUGCGAGAAAUGGAAAUGCUCAAGCAGCAACAGGAGCUGGAAAAUACGGAUGAGCAACUGGAUGGUUUACGUGAACGGAAGGCGCAGCUGGAAGAUAAAAUGCGUGUCAUGCAACAAACACGGCGGCAACUUAUGCAGCAGCUCGAAGUGCUUAUGUCUGAGCUCAAUGUAAGCUAUUUCUGUCAUGUAAUGGAUUCCCUCUGA
This is a messenger RNA of Gongylonema pulchrum, 792 nucleotides long. The record is from the annotation of a GenBank genome assembly. Lineage: Eukaryota; Metazoa; Nematoda; Chromadorea; Rhabditida; Gongylonematidae.